AGUGGUAGAAUUAUGGGAGGAAGCGGUAGCCUAUGUGGGUCCGUUGGGGCUUGGCAAAAUGACGCCAAUUGUUUUAUUAUUAUUUUUUGGCUAAUCGACAAACUUAAAUAUUUUCGACGGAAAUUAACCAGACCCAAGUGGGUUUAGUGGUUGACAGCUGAUCGGCCCCCGGCCACUUUAUUAGCUCCAGUUCGGAACCGAACGGCAAAGCCGCGCCUCCUUACCGACCCUCUCCAUCAACGGCGGCCGGAGUAACUUGAGAUCCGCCGGCAAUUUUUUCGACCGCUCCCUGGGGUUAGGGUUGGGAUUGUGUUUAGGGUUGGGGUUGGGGUUUUUCUUGUGGGGAAGAUAGUCGUCGUCUCGAUCGAUGGAGGGCCAGCAGGCGAGGAAGAUGAGGAUCUCGUUCAAGAACGCCACCAUCGUCGUCUGCUUCAUUAAUCUAAUCGCCGCCCUCCUUCUUCUCCAAGGCUUCGUCGGCGUCUCCAACCGGAGAAGCGCCGGAGCCCGUCAGUUCGACGCCGCACAACUUAGAUACAUCUUGGAGUCUGAAGAGAUACGUCGUGCUAUGGAACCUGUGGAAUUAAUUAAGAGAAUUAAAGAAAUUGAGCAAGAAGCAUUCAACGAAUCAGCGACUGAGAUACAGCAAGUACCAAAGCAGACUGCUGCAGUUGGUCUGUCGAAGAGGUUGAAAGAUCUCAGAGCAAUGAAUGAUGCCAACAGCCAGAAAGCUCUUGAAGAAUGGCGUAAACGGAAGAUGGAGCGUGCUAGACAACGGGAAAUUGAGAAAAAUGGAACAGUUACAUCUCAGGUUUGAGGUUGCAUGGCGUAAUCAGAAGAUAGAGCCUGCUAGACAACGGGAAAUUGAGAAAAACGGAGACAGUUACAUCUUAGGUUUGAGGUGCAUUUGCCAUUGUAAAGUUGAUGGCUAAAUUAUGUAACUAUGGUGCAUCCAAGCUGCUGUUGCAAAGGUAUUACUCGGUUUUGUCAUGUCUGGUCUUGUUCUCUCACAGUUGUUGGAUGACUGAUGUUUCAAUGGAAAACUGUUGUUGUUACUUGUAUGUUCAUGGCUUGUAUCCAGAACAGGUCGGUUUAUUUUUGAGAACAUCAGGCAACUACUUUACCUCCUGUAUCAAUCUUGUUGUGUAUCAUGCUUGUCAGAAUUAUCAGAAUCUUAAAAGUAA
Molecule: messenger RNA, 1181 nt
Organism: Phoenix dactylifera (date palm)
Lineage: Eukaryota; Viridiplantae; Streptophyta; Magnoliopsida; Arecales; Arecaceae
Source: RefSeq, a predicted model, not a curated record